UACUUGCAAGUGUGACACAAGUGUUAUAUCAAGAGCAAAUAAUUUUAACUGUGUGCUUUUGCAUCUUGAAAGAGAGAAAUUUUUCAGAGAUGUCCAGUACACGCAACGCUAGCAGUCAACAUCCGAAAAAUAAAACAUCUUUGAAUUAUGUUCGAGAUUUUCUGGCAAUGAAAAAACAGAUGUCGAGGAUGCAAGAAUUUCUGAUCAAAACAGAAUGCGAAGAAUCACAAUUCUGUGAGGAAACAGGCUUGGCGCUCCAUUUGAAGAAAGAUUUUCGUCAAAUCACCGGUAGCUGCCAUGCACGCAGUGCACUUUGUACUUUGUUAAAUCUUUCGAACGAGCAUAAACAAAAUGGUGUGAUAACGGCUUUGGAAGAGGACGCUCUGCCUUUAUGUUAUUUUGGAGAAAAAUUGAAUAUACCAGUAACAAUAGUGCUGCCAAACACAACAUUAUUAAAUAAAAUUUAUGCAUUAGAGCAGUAUCAAUAUACCAACACAACAUUAUUUAUCGAAGGCAACAAUUCAGAUGAAGCCGAAAAAAUCGCUUCUGAUUUAGCAAAAAUGAACAACAUGUAUUGCAUUAAAAGAGAUGAUAGAGCGAGAUUCAUUGGCUAUGGAACUAUAGCUAUAGAAAUUGCCGAGCAAGUGCCAAAUCUUGACAUAGUUGUGGUGCCAUAUGACGAACCAAUAUUCACAAGUAUUGUAUCGGUCAUGAAAGUUCUUAAACCAUCUGUCAAAGUUAUCAUUGCAGCAGACAAAAGUAUCAAUUCAAUGUCAAUAUCCUCUUCAAAGUUCUUUCAAUCAAUCCAACUAUCACCUUCGACAUUGCCGACACCAAAUUCUGCGUCAAAUCAAGUUAUUUCGACAAGCUCGACACCAUCUGCUGUAUCAGACAUGUAUAUGUCACCUUUUUUAAGCAGAUCAAUAUUUACGUUAAUUCAAACAGUUCACACACUAUCUUCUGCAAUUAAAUCGAUACUAUCUUCUGUAUCAACUAAAAUGUUAUCCUCUUCAACUAAACCGAUAUCAUCUUCUGCGUCAAUUGAAAAAUCAUCCUCUUCAAUUAGACCAACACUAUCUUCUGCGUCAGUCAAAAAAUUAUCCUGUUUAUCUGGACCGACUCCAUCUUCUGUGUCAGUUAAAACAUUAUCCUCAUCAACUGGACCGACACCAUCUUAUGCGUCAGUCGAAAUAUUAUCCCGUUCAACUGGACCGACACCAUCUUCUGUGUCAGUCGAAAUAUUAUCGUGUUCAACUGGACCGACACCAUCUUCUGCGUCAAUUGAAAUAUUAUCCUGUUCAUCUGGACCGACACUAUCUUCUGCGUCAAUUGAAAUAUUAUCCUGUUCAUCUGGACCAAUACCAUCUUCUGUGCCAAUUGAAACAUUAUCCGGUUCAACUGAACCGACACCAUCUUCUGCGUCAGUUGAAAUAUUAUCUUGUUCAUCUGGACCGACACCAUCUUCUGCGUCAGUCGAAAUAUUAGCCUAUUUAUCUGGAUCGACACUAUCUUCUUCGUCAAUUGAAACAGUAUCCUCAUCAAAUGGACCGAUACUAUCUUCUGCGUCAGAUCAAAUAUCAUUGCCUUCAACUAAACGGAAAUCAAUUAAAAUAUCUCCAUCUUCUUCAAGUAAAACGACAUCUUGUGGACCAACUCAAACGUUAUCCUUUUUAAAAAACUCAACUUCACCGCAAACGUCAUCAAGUUUGCCGAAGUCACAAAAAGAAAAGCCAUUAAUUAAUAAAGACAUGGACAUUACUGUAGUUGUAUUAACGGAUGAGGAGAUAGAUACUUCGAUCUUAAAAUUAUUUAAGAAAGAACGAUGCAUUGUAAAUAGAGUCGGUGUGAUGAGUUUAGCGGCUUGCUUAAAGGCUGAUGGCCCUUCGUUUGAAGCGUAUAAAAAUAAAAGGGUGGUGUCCCUAUUGACCAGUUGUAAUGACGAUAUAUUAGUUUUACCCACAAUUUUGGAGCAAGCAUUAUUGAAAGAGCAUCAGCUCGCGAAAGUGUCAGCGGAAGUUCCGCAAGAUGAAUUGCAUCCUACUACAGAAUUAGCUAAUGCCCUGACGAAUAACGUAUCUAUGAAGAAAAUGGCAAUAUGUUGCAAUAUAGCAAUAUUUUGUAUUAUAACCAUAUGUUUAAUUGCAAUUUAUUCAAACAAUAAUUGGUAGCGUUUAAUAUGAAAAUUGAUGCCGUCUGUGAGUCCUGAAUUUUUGAAUGGAACAUAGACUUGGAAAAUUUUACAAAUGCUACACAAGCUCCACAAGUAUAAUCGAAAAAUAAUUAUCGGAUAUGAACAAUACUAGCCAGAUAUUUCUACAUCGAAUUCGUAAAGUAUCGAGUCAUUAAUUUUUUUACAAUAUUUUAUAU
Molecule: messenger RNA, 2367 nt
Organism: Linepithema humile (Argentine ant)
Lineage: Eukaryota; Metazoa; Arthropoda; Insecta; Hymenoptera; Formicidae
Product: L-threonine ammonia-lyase-like
Biological process (GO): L-threonine catabolic process; L-serine catabolic process
Molecular function (GO): L-serine ammonia-lyase activity; threonine deaminase activity
Source: RefSeq, a predicted model, not a curated record